Molecule: messenger RNA, 1419 nt
Organism: Rubroshorea leprosula
Lineage: Eukaryota; Viridiplantae; Streptophyta; Magnoliopsida; Malvales; Dipterocarpaceae
Source: the annotation of a GenBank genome assembly
UCCAUCAUAUCUCCUGCUCGAAAUCAACUCUUUCUCUUCACUUUCCCACGAAAGCCCCUCUCUCGCAGCCUUCGCAAGGUCCCGAUCCGGAAAACCUUACCUCUUUCUUCAAUGGCGGAAACUGAGAGUAUCUCGACUGUCUCCACCGAGGAAGACGCGAAUUAUGGGUUCACGCGCUCGGAGAUGUUCUCCACAAACCUCGCCGGCACUGUCGAUCCUUACGACCGCCACGUUUUCCUCUGCCAUAAGUCCCCAGCCGAGUGGGCCUCGCGCGUCGAAGAGGAUGUCCUUCCUAAGCUCCUCUCCUCCGCCUUCAAAUCUCACAAAGACAGCAUGCCCUUCAAGACUAAGCUGACUAUAUGCGAGGGUGGGGAAUCGGAUGGAGAUGUUCUGAUUUUUCCUGAAAUGAUGAAAUACAAGGGUUUGACAGAUUCUGUCGUGGAUGAUUUUGUUGAUGAUGUGCUUGUGAAUGGCAAACCAUGGGUGUCUGGAGUGGCAGAGUCAAUGUGUGGUUCCUAUGUGUUUGUGUGUGCUCAUGGCAAUCGAGAUAAGAGAUGUGGAGUUUGUGGACCAGUUCUUAUUGAGAAGUUCAAAGAGGAGAUUGAGUUGCGAGGAUUGAAUGAUCAGGUGUUUGUAAGUGCUUGCUCUCACAUUGGAGGCCACAAGUAUGCUGGGAACUUGAUUAUCUACAGCCCUGAUGCUGAGGGGAAAAUUAUGGGCCAUUGGUAUGGCUAUGUUACUCCAAAUGAUGUGCCUGAGUUGUUGGAUCAGCACGUUGCAAAGGGAGAGAUACUAGAGCGCCUUUGGAGGGGCCAAUUGGGGGCUUCCACUGUGGAAGGUGAUAAAGCAGAUGAACCGAAGCUUCCAAAUGGCAUAGAGGCAAAGAAGAUGAAGAAGCAUGAAGAAACCAAGAGUCAGGAACCGAGGGAAAUUGCAGGUGGCUGUUGUCAAAGUGCUAAUGGGUUUUCCUGUUGUAGAGACCCUGGUUCCGGACUGAGAGAGGAGAACAAACCAAAACAGCAAGAGCAUGAAAAGAGUUCUCUACAUGGAUUGAAAACCUGGGUCCGCUCCUGGGAGCAAAGUGAUAUUCUUGCAGCUGCUGCUGUGGUUGGAGCAGUGGCAACCGUUGCCGUUGCUUACAGCUACUACAGAAAGUCGGGCUGAAAUAGGCCUUUAUAAUUUUCAGAUUACCGCUUGCUUGUGGGUUUGUAUACCACUGUUUUUGUUGACAGAUGGAUUUGAUAAAAUAAUCCUCCUAAUGAAGUUUUCUUUUAGGAGUAUGAUAUAUGUUAUCAAAUUUUAGAUACACUACGGAUGAACUACUACCCACUGAUCUCUUUUGUUGAUUUCUGCAAGAAUUUAUUUUUGUCUAGAUAGAAAUUUUGGAUGAUUUAGAGGAAACUGGAAGUCUGGAUUUAU